AGAGGUCAGUCAGUAGUGUUUUGGUGGUGUGUUGUGCCGGUUGUUGGUCCGUUGAAGGUGAGUGUCAGCAUGGCUUCCAAUACACAGCCACCUCAUACCCCUGUGGUUAUACACGUAUUUCGAUCACCAUCUUCAGCAUGGUGCACAGAAGCUAUCUGGGAUGGAAUGUCUUUGGAAAGAAAGACUCUGAAGGACCUUGAAUCUAAAAUAGCCAUUGAAGUUGUUAAGAAGAAAGAAACUACAUCCUUCAGAGAUCCAGGACAGAUGGUAGCUGUUCAGUGUCCGGAAGACCCGAGGAAGUGGACAAGGGGAAGGAUAAAGGAGAAAUUGUCAUUGAUUAAUGGGCCUAAGUACGAGGUGCACAUGAUAGACCGUGGACACACGGUGCGCUUUAAAGCAGAGCGCAUUUGCAACCUACCGUUCAAUUGUGAUGAAUUGCCUCCUCAGGCAAUGAACAUUGUUUUGGAGGGUGUUGUUCCUGUUAACUUAGGAAUAUCUUCUGCUGUUGAUGCAAUGAACCCGGAAAUAUCUUUGGCUUGGACUACCCGUGCCGAAAAUUUUGUGAAUGAAAUCCUUAAGAGUCAGUCACGUGCAUGGUUUGUUGAAAACGCAGACCAUCCUGCAAUUGACCAAACUCAUUUUGGUGAUUUAUUGAUUGAGAUUGAUAACAAAACUGAGAGUCUGAGUGAUCUAUUGAUCCAAAAUGGACAUGCACAGAGAAGCAGUAAACACUUUGAGAAACGACUUCAAGACGAACGAAGAUCAAAUCUAGAAGGGAUUAGACACUCUCCCAGAAUGGUGCCAUGGAAUGACUCCUCGUCUUCUAGUUGUGCUCCCUCCCCAGUGACGUCCCUGCCUUCAGAUUCAAUGAGUCGGAAACAGACCAUAGGUGAGGUUUUGAAACAGCAAAAAAUGUUGAAAAAAUCAGUGGAUUUUAAUAUAUCUGGAGUAUCACCUGAGGAAUCAUCAACUUCUGAAGGACCCAAGGAUCACCCAACUGUUUCUCAAAGUGAAAAUGAUAUGAAAUCAACCCCCAAACAAACCCGCGCUGCUUUACUGCUAUCAAAAUUAAAGGGGAAAUCUCCAGAUCCCUGUAGAGUUGAACAAAUGGAAAACACCAAUGCAGACCAGAAUUCUCUGGAUUCUAAUGUAGUUGUUCAAAAUAAAAAUUCAAUCCCAGACCAGAAUACUCCUGAUUUUUUGGGAAUUGUUGCAACUAAAGAAUCAACUCAAGACCACGGAAUUAUAGAGAUUCCUUUACCUGCAAUAUCCAGAAAAUUGGAUGAAAGAUUUGUGCCCGCUGGUAGAUCAAUAUCAUCAAUCAGGAAAACAGAUUCCUAUCUAACUCACGGGUUAACGAAAGGUUGCGAACCUAAGAAGAUGAGUUAUGAAGAAAACAAUUUCAACAACAUGAGAACUGACUGCAGUUCAGAUUCCAGCUCUUCCGAUUACAAGACUGAAACUUAUAUGCAUACCAAAACUAAUGGCCAUCUUAAUUCAGCCGGAAAUUCAUGUGAUAGUUCCUCUGAUGUCAGUAUUCAACAACCAAAUAGACUCAGUAAGGCAGAAAUUAUGAAUAAUUUGAGGAAGAAGAGGAAUUCACAAUCUGAAGUCAAAGAAGUACAGUUGUCAAUCUGUGAAAACAAUCAAAUCAAACAAAUUCAACCCAGUCAAUCUUCAGCAAGGGAUCGAAUUCUAAGUGCCACCAAGCUUGACGACAGCACUCAACUGAUAGAUUACAUUGCGAGAUCCAUUCUUCUACAUGGUGGUUUCCCACCUUCUCCCUGGGUGACCUACGAACAACUGAAGUCGAAGUUUUCUACACAUGUAGAGCAGCUGCUCAUUGACAGAGGGUGGUGCUAUUCUAUAUUAACUCUUGAAAAAUAUAUGUGGCCUGCAAUCCAACAACGGCAAAAUGUCAUAAUGAUUUCACCAUCAAAAACUGGUAAAACUUUCAGUUUCAUCAUUCCCUUAAUGGACUUCAUGAUUGAUACAGAGAUUCCCAAAGGAAACGGGCCUUUGUUGCUAAUUCUUUGCUCUGGAAGUAAGGCUGCAGUUGAAGUAUAUGAAUCAUGUGUGAAAGUUGUAAAUGGAGCAAAGAGAGCACCGCGAGUGCAAAUAGCUCAUGGCCAAUCAAUUGGUGCUGACAAAAUUUUCAAGUUAAUCAAUGGCUGUGAAGUCUUAGUUACAACUCCUCCCUGCCUUCUCAGAAUUCUCAAACAUGAAGUUUCCCUAAAUUUUAAACGUUUGUGUCACUAUGUCCUUGAUCAAGCAGACAUUUUAAUGACCAAAUUUCUGAAUGAGAUGAAAGAGAUUCAAGCUUUGGUGGUAGCUGAACAAGAGUCAAGAACAAUGAAAAAUGCUAAAAAUGGAAAUGAUGAGAGUGAUCCUAUUCAGAUCAUUGUAUCAAGUGAGAAGUGGGAGCCUCAUUUUCCUUCUUAUUCUAAGCACUUGCGGGGAAAUCCUUUGCUGUGCAUUAAUGACUGUUUCGAAGCCUGUGUUUAUGGAAAACCUGAAGUAGCAUUUCAUUUAACUCGCUCUAAAAUUACAAAACUUUUACAGAUUUUGAAGAAUGUUGCGGGCUUAAACAAGGUGGUUGUGUUUUGCCAGGAGGAUGAAAUUGAUACUUUGGAGGCCUUCUUGAGAAAUGAAUGUUUGGAUGUUUUAGUAUCACGACCAAACCUGUCAUUACAGCAGUUAAAUGCUAUAAUGUUACCUUGGAAAUCAAGUAAAGAGGGACAACAUUAUACCCUGUUGUGCACUGAUAGUGAGUUUAUAGAUCUGAAAAUACACGAUGCAAUGUGUGUGGUUAAUUUUAGCUUUCCAUCUGAAGAUAGAUCUCUUUUUGUAAAACGUUUAUCCUCAAUUCAUCUUAAUUUACCCAAUAUUUUUGAGAGAAAGACUCAAGUACGAUCUCCUUCAAUACAGUUAAUUCUUGAUGAGUCAAAUGCAGAACAAAUGCCAGUAAUUGUUCAACUGAUGCAAAGAAUUUCAGACAAUAUACCCAAAGAUAUUAUGGAACUUGCUGAGAAUGUCAGGAAAGAGAGAGAGAAGAUGAAGAAAAUUAAUAAAAUAUUCUGUUUGAAUCUAAAAAUGUUUGGAGAUUGCACAAAGAGCAAUUGCCCAAGUAGGCAUGUUUUCAUACCAGAAUUGGACUCUUCUAAUAUCCUGCCAGGAGAUGGUCUUGUUAAAGUGCUAGUGAGUAAAGUGCGCAGUGCUGGUCAUUUUUCCGUGCGGUUGGAGGAACUCAUUAGGCCUGACAAGAGAACAGAAAUCUGGAAUUCACAAUACACUAAGAUUGCUUUUAAGAUGUUCAAUCAUUUUUCAAAACCCGAAAAUAGGAAAUUAAUUGAUAGUGAUAAGGUUGCGGUUGGUGAUGUGUAUGCAAUGGAAACUAUUGAAAACUUGUUCCACCGCGUUCAAGUUUUAGAAGUGCUGGAAAAGGAUAAAAAUAACCACCCUUCUGUCGUCCAAGUAAAAUUUCUUGAUGAAGGGGAGCAAAAGGACAUAAAAGUUUACUGUCUGUAUGCCCUCCCUGAGGAACUGAAAGUGCUCCCUGCAGAAAUUGUUGAUGUGUUUUUGUGUGGUUUACUGCCUGCGGAUCGCGACGAUGGCUACGACCGCGAUGCAACGUCUUUCGUCAAGAAGUGUAUCAAGUUUGUUGAGGAUUCCCCUGAGGAUAGUCCUACAUUUGUCCAAGGACAGGUUGUAUUAAGCAUGACUGGCUCAUUGUGGCUUGACCCAGUCGGUGUUUGUGAAUGGUUACCCAACACAGGGACCACAGUUGUUCGACAAAACAUCAAAAGAAGCCUUUUGGAAAAAGGUCAUGCCAUUGAAAACUUAAAUCAUUUACCUAAACUAUUUGCCUUAUGUGGUAAAGAAAUACCUAAACCACUUCUUGUUCAAGAUGUGUCAAGAAAUGUUUGUAAGCCACAUCUGAAACCAAACUGGGCUUUCCUUGAAAGUGAGACAUCAGAGGAAGUUGAAUUUAUUUGUGCUGAGGUUGUUGAGGGCGUCACUCUUUUCUAUGUUCAAAGGACCAAAUUCAAACCAUUGUUAACAAAUUUAAUUGAUGAGAUUAAUAAGGAUACCUCUAAAAGAAAAGAGGAAGAGGUUUUGUCUCUGACACCAGGAGAUAUUUGCCUGGCCAAAUACGAGCAGAAAUGGCAGAGAGCAAAAAUGUUGUCAAUAAAUGAUAACACUGCAUCAGUGUUUUAUGUUGACUAUGGUGAUGACAGUACUGUGUCUCUUGAGGAAUUAAAGAGUAUACCGGAGUGGGCUAUUACAAAAUUACCAUUUCAGGCAAUUGAAUGCAGUCUGGCUGGUAUAUCUUCAAUCAGCUGCGAUUUGCUCUAUGAUAUUACAGAUGAUGGUGCUAAGGAACUUUUUGCACAGGUGUGUAAUCAUAAAUCAGGAAAAACAACAGGAGGGAAGCACUUUGUAGUCGCUCUUAUUGACCCUGUUACUCAGUCAAUUCUCAAUGAGGAUUUAUUGAAACUAGAGGGUGUUGAAAAAUGUGCUGAUGAAUUGAAAUAUCUGAAUUUCCAAAUAGACCAAAGAUUGUUCUCUCAAAGGAAUGAGUCAGGUUCUGAAUUGGCUUUGAAUGAAAAUGAUAAACUGGAUGUAAAUGACUUGGAAUUUCAAGAUGAAGAUAUAAGUCAUUUUUAUGAUGAUGAUGAUGAUGAAGAUGAUGAUGAUGAAGUGAUGAAAGGUUUUGAAGAGUUUGAACUAGAAGGCCUUGAGCAAUUUUUGGAGAAAAGUGCACCCCUUAGAAAGGCAUAUGAAGAUGCUCAAGGUGCUCUAAUUAAUAAAUCUAAUCAAGCUGUUACCAAAAGUCUCAGUCCUGUAAACAAUGAAAUAAAUUAUGAAUCAAUCAAUCAAGAAAUGAACCAAAUGCAAGAAGAUGGUAAUUUGUCAGAUUGGGAAGAGGAAGGGAACUUUGUUGGUCGAUGCAAGUUGCCAGUUUUGUGUAAUGCUCGGCCCCCGAGAACGAAGUGGCUUGAAGACCUCUACUAUGUUUGGAUUAAAAUUUGCAUUACUGGUGUUGAAAAAUACUUUUUACACUGGACUUAUGACACCAUUCAGUUUUGCACAACAGUAGGAGGUCGCCACUAUCUUUUGGACCAAAAAUUGCGUGGUACUAUUUUACCAAGUAAUGUAAAAUCCUCUGUUAAAGGAUUUACAGUUGAGGUGAAAAUGAAAAAGGCACACAGCGGAAUGGAUUGGGGAAGGCCUUUUGCCUCUCAACGCCGAUUGCCUUGGGUCUCUCGUGACCUCGAGGCAACUGCUGAUGCCAGCAGUGAUUCUGACUGUGAGGUUUCUCUUGGUACUAUCAACAAGGAGAUUAGAAAGCUCCCUCUUAAAAUGAGAAGAAAGCGUCUGUCCAAACAAAUGAAAGGAACUGCGACUAAACCAGACCUUGGUUCAAGUAGUGAAGACAGUAAUUAUGAGCAUGAGCAGGGAGACUCUGAUGAGAUGUUUUAAGUAAUAGACAUGAAGAAUGAUCAGUAUAAUUCCAAGGCUACUAAUGAAUUUUUUAAGACAUUUUCUUUGUUUUUAGUUAUCAACAUUUGUAUAUUUUAUUUUCUGAAUGCUUCAUUUUUAAUCACUGAACUAAUAAACUUUUCACCAGUAAUAA
Molecule: messenger RNA, 5638 nt
Organism: Frankliniella occidentalis (western flower thrips)
Lineage: Eukaryota; Metazoa; Arthropoda; Insecta; Thysanoptera; Thripidae
Product: putative ATP-dependent RNA helicase TDRD12
Exons: 32
Coding region: 70-5484 (1804 amino acids)
Biological process (GO): germ-line stem cell division; transposable element silencing
Molecular function (GO): ATP binding; nucleic acid binding
Source: RefSeq, a predicted model, not a curated record